CAAAUAAACAAUUUACACAUUCAGCUGAUUCUUCAUUCGUACUACAUUCAUUCUUAACUGUGCCACUGACGAUUGAUUGAAGAUUGAUUCCAGCCAAUUAUUGCAAUUUUCCUAGUGCCUCAGUCCGAUAUUCGAAGUUCAACGAACGAUGUCGCUGCUGACUGUUGAAAAUAUUAAGCAAAUACAAAAAUUAUUCAACCCGGACAACGAGGAUAGUGAUUCCGAUCAGGGAGAAGAGCGUCCCGGGACUGGCGCCAAUCAGUUGGGUCCUGGUAGCAUUGGGGAGCCCAAGAGGGCAAAACCUAAGAAGAAGACUCUUGGAGACCCGGAAGAACAUGUCAAAGCGAGUUCAUAUGCUCCCUUGAAAGAAACCUCCAAUGAGGAACCAAAAACUUUGGAAGAGUGGGAAAAACAACAGGAAAUCGAAUGUUCCAACUUUCUCGAGACAAGACCCAGGCCUGAGUAUAAAAUCUCCUACAAACAGACGCUGGCCACCGAAGAUUUGUUCCUGCAGAUGGGUGGGAAAACUCCCAGCUCCUGUAGCUGCGAAAGUAUGGUGGUCGAAGUUUUUCUGACCGGAGAAACCGUCGGUAUUCAGCACAUCGAUCUGGCGGUCGAAGAGCAGCAAAUCAUAGUGCAAUCGCCAAAGUACUACCUCAAGCUGGCACUGCCCCACGCAAUUGAUCCGGACAAGGGAAAUGCCGCUUGGUUGUCGGAUGAGAAGAUCCUCAAGCUGACGUUGAAAAUGGUGCGAGAAUUCGACUAUGUCAACUUCUAGGAUAAUAAAGGCGAAAAAAACGAUAAUCUAGUAUAUUUUUCUUUUCUAAUGUAUGUAGUCUGUGAUUGAUACUCUUGAUCUGAAUUGAACAGCCACAUUUUAAAACCUUCCAACGCCACCGCCGGAGACGAAAAGUCUCUUCACUUCGACCAGAAGUGGUGCUUCGAAAAAUUUAAAGCUCUCCAAACUUGUUAAACAAAUCUUCAGAUUUAAUUGAGCCAUUCAAAGCGACAAAUGAAAGGCAGAGGACUGGUCUUGCGCGUUACUUACUCUCCUAAAAGGAAGUAGGUAACCAUUUCCCAGAUGCCACCGGCCCAGAUGAAUGCCACGAAGCAGUACGUGUGGGUGUUUCUUUUAUUGAGUCCUAGCCAGGAUCGAGAACGGUCAAUAAUCGGAGUGUUUAUUGGACGCCAUAUAUUGGCUGCACGUUCACGUACAUCAACGUCUCGUGAGAAAUAUACAUCGUGGUUCGAUUUACAGGUCAACUGUCUACUGGGGCUCUCUUGAGGCGUAAAGUGUUCAAUAAAUUAUGCGAAGCGUAUUUUCGAGGGCACCUCAUGGCGAUGAAAGGAUUAAAUGUGAAGACAAAUUAUUAUGAUAAUUACCUGUCCUCGAAAUAGGGUACCUACAUGUGUAUAUGAGUUUUCGGGCGGGUACUAAAAAAAUUCUUCGAAGCUUUUAAAAAAUAGACUUAUA
Uranotaenia lowii is the source of this 1474-nucleotide messenger RNA. RefSeq names its product dynein axonemal assembly factor 6 (gene Dnaaf6). Gene Ontology annotation, cellular component: cytoplasm. The record is from RefSeq and is a predicted model, not a curated record. The transcript has 2 exons. NCBI's taxonomy places the organism in Eukaryota, Metazoa, Arthropoda, Insecta, Diptera, Culicidae. Gene Ontology annotation, biological process: axonemal dynein complex assembly. The coding region runs from base 149 to 778 and encodes 209 amino acids. Gene Ontology annotation, molecular function: dynein intermediate chain binding; protein-folding chaperone binding.